UCUGCGUUGAAGAGAUGUUGAUGCAAAGAAACAAAAGAUUGAGUCUAGUCUAACGUCUACAGUAUAUAGAUGGUAUUUGUUUUUUGAGAAUAACAACUACAGAUUUUAAGACAAAGACAGAGUUCAGUCAGUGGAGAGGCAGGCGACCUUGUUCGUGGUUCCAGACACUCAGGCCACCAGCCCUCCUUUGUUCUACGUGCCCCGUUGUGCCCCUCUUCUACCCGUGAAGAUGGCACCCUCCCUGGCCACAGCCUUCUCCAGGCGCUGGUGGAUGGCUGUGACUGCGGUCAUAGAGAACCUGCUGUUUUCUGCUGUGCUGCUGGGCUGGGGCUCCCUGCUCAUCAUGCUCAAAUCUGAAGGCUUCUACUCCUACCUCUGCAGAGAACCUGGUAACAGCACGAGUCAAAACCAGUCUGAGCCAGUCCUGGUUGGGGAUGAAGAGGGGAUCACCCAGAGCCCCGUGGUGGAGGAGGAGUACCUCCAGAUGAACGGCUGGCCCAUCUGUAAGGACCAGGAUGAGAUGCUGAACUUGGCCUUCACUGUGGGCUCCUUCCUCCUCAGUGCCAUCACCCUGCCCCUGGGCAUUGUCAUGGACAAGUAUGGCCCCCGCAAGCUCCGGCUGCUCGGCAGUACCUGCUUUGCCUUCUCAUGUGUCCUGAUCGCUUAUGGAUCGAGCGACCCCAAGAAUCUGUCCAUCCUCAUAUUCUUUGCUCUGGCACUGAACGGGUUCGGAGGAAUGUGCAUGACCUUUACUUCCCUCACGCUUCCCAAUAUGUUUGGUGACCUUCGUUCCACCUUCAUCGCUCUCAUGAUUGGAUCGUAUGCAUCCUCCGCUGUCACCUUCCCUGGGAUCAAGGUGAUCUAUGACCUAGGAGCCACCUUCAUCACCAUCCUGCUGGUGUGGGCUGCCUGCGCUGGCCUCGUCUUCAUCAACUGCUUCUUCAACUGGCCCCUGGAGCCCUUCCCUGGACCUGAGGAUAUGGACUACACUGUGAAGAUCAAGUUCAGCUGGCUGGGCUUUGACCAUAAGAUCACUGGAAAGCAGUUCUACCGCCAGGUGACCACGGUGGGGAGACGACUCAGCGUGGGGAACAGCAUGAAGCAAAACCCCACGGAGCUGGCCCAACAGGAGGGCAACAAGCUGUGUCUCUCCACCGUUGACCUGGAGGUCCAGUGCAAGUCCCAGGAGGAAUCCCAGUCCUUCAUGAAGAGUGUCCUGAGUCCUAUCUUUAUGCUCAGCCUGAUCACCAUGUGUGUCACCCAGCUGAGACUUAUCUUCUACAUGGGAGCCAUGAACAACAUCCUGGAGUCGCUGUCCGACAGAGACUUCAGCACAGUGAGUGUGUACACCUCCAUUUUCGGAGUGCUGCAGCUGCUGUGUCUGAUGACCGCGCCGGUGAUCGGGUACAUCAUGGACUGGAAGCUCAAAGAGUGCGAGGAUGAGAACGCGAAGCCGGGCACAAGAGAUCUCACCCAGCCCAAGCGUCGGGACAGACAGAUCCAGAAGAUUACCAACGCCACCCGGGCCUUCAUCUUCACCAACCUGCUACUGAUAGGCUUUGGGGUCACCUGCCUCGUCCCCAGCCUCCCUCUCCAGAUUCUAUCGUUUAUUCUGCACACCAUUGUGAGAGGAUUCAUCCACUCUGCGGUUGGAGGGUUGUAUGCUGCUGUGUACCCGUCGUCUCAGUUUGGCAGUCUGACAGGCAUGCAGUCCCUCAUCAGCGCCCUGUUUGCCCUGCUGCAGCAGCCCCUCUUCAUGGCCAUGAUGGGCCCCCUGAAGGGAGACCCCCUAUGGGUCAACGUGGGCCUGCUGGGGCUGACGGUGCUGGGCUUCUGCCUGCCUCUCUACCUGCUCUGCUACAGUCGCCAGCUCCAACGCCAGAAGCAGGAGCGCGAGGAGGACCCCAAAAUCUACGUCCAGAUCAAGAACGGCAGCACGCACGAGGCCUUCGUCUAGAGAGACAGACUGACGGACGGGGAUUUUUUUUUUUCAACAAAGAGAAGGAGGAACAGAGUGAGGAGGGGAGAGGUCACAGGUGUGACUGAACUGUAUGAUGAAUCGCAAUCUCACCCACCAACUCCGGUCCCUCUAACCGUCUGCACUUGCACUCAGACGAUACUCUCUCUCACACACACACACACACACACACACACACACACACACACACACACACACACAC
Molecule: messenger RNA, 2180 nt
Organism: Salvelinus namaycush (lake trout)
Lineage: Eukaryota; Metazoa; Chordata; Actinopteri; Salmoniformes; Salmonidae
Product: large neutral amino acids transporter small subunit 4-like
Exons: 14
Coding region: 230-1957 (575 amino acids)
Biological process (GO): neutral amino acid transport; transmembrane transport
Molecular function (GO): L-amino acid transmembrane transporter activity; neutral L-amino acid transmembrane transporter activity
Source: RefSeq, a predicted model, not a curated record